AUGCUCACUUGCUCACCCUAGCUUUUGUGUGAGUGGGCAUACGUGUGCAGCACGGACAGAGGAAGAAAGAAUGCAUGUGUGAGACUGUUUUAGCGACCACGAAGAGACAUAGGCAAAAACGACUGCAGGGACAGACAGUAAAUUACACGGGACACAAGGAGAUUGCAUAGAAGCAAACACACAGUCUUGGGGAUCGCAGAGGUACAUGCGCAAGGAGAGAAUGGAAGACAGCCCGGCAGGUUUAGUUCCAGCCUGUAACUCUACGGCUAUACUAAACCACCACUGCACCGAUGACAGUAUCUCUGCAGCAAGCACGUCAGACGUCCAGGACCGCCUGUCAUCUCUGGAGCUGCGGGUGCAGCAGCAGGAAGAUGAGCUGACGGUGAUGAAGGCCGCGCUGGCAGACGUGCUCAGACGUCUCGCUCUGUCCGAAGACUCCGCGGCCACUGCCAAAAAACAGCAGAGCAGCAAAGGUCAGACCCCACUGCGUGAGGCUUAUUCUUUGUCCUGUAUCGCCAAUGGCAGUUCCAUCAGCCGUAAAUCUCACAGAGACAGCUCCACAGUUUCUGUAGCCAGGAAAGAAACACUGUCCUCUGCAGCCAAGAGUGGUGUUGAGCGGAAAAAAGACAAGCCUCAGAUGGAGGGGAUCAAGGAGAAAGAGGAGCUGCCACAGGCUAACGAUAAACCCCCCUCAACACCCAGCACCCCUCAGGCACCGUCCCCUGCCAGCAACCCCCCCUCCCCUCAUCCCCCACCACCCCAAAGGCAGGCCUCGGAGAACAAGGGGUCAGCCCCGGCCAAAAGGGGUAGCAGUGCGAAGCGUGGUGGAGGAAUGGAGCGAUCUCAGAGCAGCACAUGGGAUAGCGGGGAGGAGAACAGGAAUAAGCUGGUGAAGGCGGCCUCCACUUCCAAACUGCUGGCCAAAGUGGCAAAGAAUGUCGAGAAACACAGAGAUCCAGUCAUCAGCCAAGCUAAAAUGUCCACCCGAGAAAAAAACAGUCAAGAGGGAGACUAUAUCAAAAUGUUCAUGCGAGGACGGCCCAUCACGAUGUUCAUCCCAUCAGAUGUGGAGAAUUAUGAUGAUGUCCGCACUGAACUUCCUCCUGAAAGACUCAAGCUGGAGUGGGUAUAUGGUUACAGGGGCCGUGACUGCCGUGCAAAUGUGUACUUGCUCCCUACUGGGGAGAUUGUAUAUUUCAUCGCCUCUGUGGUCGUGCUAUUCAACUAUGAGGAGAGGACACAGCGCCACUACUUAGGACACACUGACUGUGUUAAAUGUCUUGCUGUUCACCCCGAUAAGAUCCGCAUUGCUACAGGACAGAUUGCAGGAGUGGAUAAGGACGGCAGGCCGCUUCAGCCUCAUGUGAGAGUGUGGGACUCUGUCAGUUUGUCCACUCUGCAGAUCAUCGGUCUCGGUACCUUUGAGAGAGGAGUGGGAUCCCUCGCUUUCUCUAAAUCUGACUCAGGCACUCAUCUCAGUGUAAUUGAUGACUCUAAUGAGCACAUGCUUACUGUGUGGGACUGGCAGAAGAAAUCAAAAAUAGCUGAGAUUAAGACGACUAAUGAAGUGGUGUUAGCGGUGGAGUUUCACCCCACUGAUGCCAACACCAUUGUCACUUGCGGAAAGUCCCACAUCUUCUUCUGGACCUGGAGUGGAUCCUCACUCGCCCGCAAACAAGGCAUCUUUGGUAAAUAUGAGAAGCCCAAGUUUGUGCAAUGUUUGGCCUUUCUCAAUAAUGGAGAUAUCCUGACCGGAGACUCGGGAGGAAUUAUGCUGAUAUGGACCCGCAGCACAGCUGAACCAGCACCAGGGAAAGGACCUAAAGGAGCAUUUCAGAUCAGCCGUCAGAUUAAAGCUCAUGACGGCAGUGUCUUCACUCUGUGUCAGAUGAGGAACGGCACUCUUCUCACAGGGGGCGGCAAAGACCACAAGAUUAUUCUGUGGGACCACGACCUGAAUCCAGAGAGAGACAUAGAGGUCCCAGAUCAGUAUGGAACUAUUCGUGCAGUAGCUGAGGGCAAGGGAGAGCAGUUUUUGGUGGGAACUUCUCGCAAUUUCAUUCUGAGGGGCACCUUCAACGAUGGGUUUCAGGUAGAAGUGCAGGGACACACAGAUGAACUGUGGGGUCUGGCCGCCCACCCGUUCAAGGACCUGUUCCUCAGCUGUGCCCAGGACAGGCAGGUGUGUCUGUGGAGCUCAGUGGACCACACGCUGGAAUGGACCAGACUGCUGGACGAGCAUGGGCACUGCGCUGACUUCCAUCCAAGUGGAUCUGUUGUGGCCAUUGGUACUCACUCAGGGAAGUGGUAUGCCCUGGAUGCAGAGACGAGAGACCUGGUGGCCAUCCACACAGAUGGCAAUGAGCAGCUGUCAGUCAUGCGCUACUCUGUCGAUGGCACACUGCUGGCGGUGGGAUCACAUGAUAACUUCAUUUACCUCUACACAGUGUCGGAUAAGGGACGCAAAUACAGCAGAUAUGGGAAAUGCACUGGACAUUCCAGCUACAUUACACAUCUUGACUGGUCCCCCGACAACAAGUUCAUCAUGUCCAAUUCGGGAGACUACGAAAUCCUUUACUGGGACAUUCCAAACGGUUGUAAGUUGAUUCGUAACCGUUCUGAGUGCAAGGACAUCGACUGGGCCACGUAUACCUGUGUGCUCGGAUUCCACGUCUUUGGUGUUUGGCCGGAGGGCUCUGAUGGGACAGACAUUAACGCUCUGGUGCGAUCUCACAACAGGAAGGUGAUUGCUCUUGCUGAUGACUUCUGUAAAGUUCAUCUGUUCCAGUACCCCUGCUCGAGACCGAAGGCCCCAAGCCACAAAUACAGUGCCCACAGCAGUCACGUGACAAACGUGAGCUUCAUGCAUAGUGACAAUCACCUGAUUUCAACGGGCGGAAAGGACAUGAGCAUCAUGCAGUGGCGUCUAGUGGAGAAGGCCUCCUCUCUGGUGCCCAGCGACUCCAGUUUAGGCCUGAGUGAAUCCCUGCUGCACAACUCUUCCCCUCGCAACCUGGCAUCAAUACCCAGCAUCCCCCAGACCCCUACUGAGCUUGUGCCAGUGCCAACCUCUCUACCCAUCAGCACCCAACCCGACACCAACACGCCCCCUCCCACACCCACCAAACCCCUGGACACGCCCACUCCUAAUGGACAGCAGGAUGGCUCGCCUGAAACCCCGCCCCCUUCUGACGAGGCCACGCCUCCUUCUGACAGCACCCCAAGCCCCAAGGACAGCCUUGAGCCUAGCGACGAUACACCCAGUGAUGAGGGCACGCCCUUUAAUCCACCCUUAUAAGAGGGAGGCUCCGUCCACUUUUCUUGCCUGCUCAAUACCCUGCCCUAAGGCACCAGCAUGUCACUGAAGCCUUUCUGUUAGAGUACAAAAGCAGGGUCUCCUCAACUUUUUUAUCAACCUUUCAAGGUUUUCUGUUUGUUUUGUCUUAGUUUGCGGUUAUGUUGACGUUUUGAUCAUUAAAUGUGGUUGUGGAGGCAGUGGUUUGGGUUGGAUGGGGAGAGGAAUUUGGAAUGUGUAGUUAAAGGGAUGGAUCACCCAAAUAUUUAAAUUUUGUCAUUAUUUACUCACCCUCAUAUGGUUCCAAACACAAAAAGGAGACAUUUUCAAUGAUUUUCUAUGAUCCAUGAACAUUCUUUAAAACAUUGUGUUCCACAGAAGAAAGUCAUAUGAGUUUGAAACAGCAUGAGGGUGAGUAAAUGAUGACAGAAUUUUCAUUUUUGGGUGAACUGUCCCUUUAAAAGCUUUUUUGCAAGAUGCACACAAAAACUCAAGUAUACCAAAAAGUUUACAUUGACAUACACACACAACCAUACAAACACUAACACACACACACACACACACACACACACACACACAUAUACAUCAGUGACUGUGAUUUGUCAUAAUACAAUGAAAAUGGAUGAAAUCCGAGACCUAUCAAAAGCCUGGUUUCAUCAUAUUUAAUGAUUCAACAGUUUUAGAUAUGAACACACCAGUGCAUACACAUUCAUGCAUAUACAGUAUACAACACACCAAUAACAACAUAAAAUAUUGACAUAUGGUUUAGAUUUAUUGGCAUAUUGCAUAUACAGUAAUUGGGUAAGUUUUUACUCUUAUUAAUUAAGCAUAAAAUUUUAAUUUCGUAGAAUAUCCAAAUAGUUUCUGCACUUAAAUAAGUAAAUCUUAAAGGAAUGGUUCAACCAAAAAUGUAAACUUUUAUCAUUUACUCACCCUCAUGUUGUUUCACACCUAUAUGACUCACUUUCUUCUGUGAACACAGAAGGAGAAAAAAUAAUGGCCGCUCUUUUCCAUUUAAUGAAAGUGAAUGGGGACUGGGCCUGUCAGUCUCCAAAAUGACAAAAAAAAACAAACAAAAAAAAAACAUAAAUGUAGUUCACACGACUUGUGCACUAUAUUAAAAUUCACCUUUUGUGUUCCACUAAAAACCUCUCAGCAUGUGGGUUUGGAACACAUGAGGGUAAGUAAAUAAUAACAGAAUUUUCAUUUUUGGCUAAUCUAUCCCUUUAAAUAUUAAAUUGUUCUCUCACUCUGUAAACAUUAGUGGAUGAUUGCAUAGCAACUGACCCUUGGCAAAAAACAACAGGAUGUACUUAUUUGGACAUGCCAGGCAGGUACCCCUGGCUCAUUGGUCGAACUCAAGGACCUCAUAGAUUCCAUUGGAUGCUUCUGCAAUUUGCAGUGGUCAUAUUUAAUUUUUUGAUUUCUGUAGAGAACUGCGCAAUUGUUGCCGCUUUUUAGAAUAAUAGCUGUUAACGGCAAUACACUUCAUUUACCACAAACACAGCUACUAACAAACACAAACACUUACACACGUAUGUACACACAAUUACUUGCUCAAAAACCCGAUUUGCCUCAAAAUGGGACCUGCAUGGUAAAAUUCCCCAGUUUCAGUGUCAGAUGACACACAAAUAUCAUACAUUUAUCAGAAGUCUCACCUGUCUGUCUAAUGAUGCCAUGUCACCCACACACAUCCCCCAGUUCUCUCUGUCAGAUGAGAGAUCUCCUGUGCGUUCAUAUGAUCCGUUUUUAACCUUUGAUCUUCUUGGUCUUCCUACUGAGACCAGAUUGUUUUUAUGUUUCAUUUUGGGACUGUUUUGCUUGUCAUGUUGUUCAUUGGACUGAGAUUGUUUUUUAUGGUAUGAGAGAAAAUUAAACAAGUCUUAAAUGCAAGUGUGAGUGUGUACGUGCGCGUGCGCGUGCGAUUUGGCACUUAUUUCAUUCCGCAAAGAGUAGUUGCUCUCUUUCUCUCUUUCUUCCACUCACAUUUUCUCAGGAUCACUCUUUUGCAAAGACAAAGAAAGUUCAUGGAAGAAAGAAUAAUUUUUUCCCCACUCCUUUAUGUAACACUUACAAAAAUAGCAUGGUAUUAUGAUGGUUUUUGAACAUAUACCAUGGUAAUACCAUAAUUUUUUGAACGUAAAAAAAAUAAAAAAUAAAUAAAUAAAAAAAAUCAUAGUAUUACCAUAGUACAUGUACAUUGAAAUACUAUGUAGGAUGAAUUUAGAUACAUUUGGGCAGUUUUUUACAGCCAUUGUCUUGUAGCUGCCGAAUUUCCCCCAAUUUAGCAUAUGGUAUGCUUUAUAAAUAUGGUUAUCAUAUAUAUUAGUCUAUUAUAUAUACAGUAUUUUAGAGUAUCACGGUAUUACCAUACCAACACUGUACCAUGGUACCACCACAAGUACUUUUUGUGAGGGAAUACUUAACCUUUUUUUUAUGUUUCUCUCAACAGUGCAUGGAGAGAUGGAUGUGAGAAGUGUAAAAGAAGUGUUUAUGUUCAUUGAAGAUUAAACAGCCUGCAGUGCAGAUUUCUCGAGCUGUGAAUGUCUUACGUGCCUCGAUGUCAUGAGAUAAAGCAAUUCAUUUUAGACAAAAGAAUCAAUAUCAGAUAUACACAAGGGCUCAGCUGCAAAGUGAAGUUGCCUCCAGUGCUGUACUGUGAUCUGUUACCCCCUCUCAAACCCAAAUCAUCAAUAUAACACCAAAAGAGACAUGAAAACAGUUUUUAGAUCAGCUACCGGAGGCAACUUCUACAUUUUUGCGACGGUCCAUGGUACUUAAAAGGCAUUGUUUGUGCACCCUUAUGAAAAUUGAGAGUUCAGGGCAAAUUUGCCGCAAAUUCACCAAUGAUCAUUUUCACACGCAAAUGAGCUUUGCGGAAAAUUGUCCAUUGUUGCCAGAGGUUUGUCAUAGGUUCACCACUACCUGCGAAGAGCCGCAAAUUUCUGGCAAACAUUUGCGGCGAAUUAAAAGCUCAUUUGCAUGUAAAAAUAACGAGCAGAAAAUGUGCUGUAAGUUUGCGGCUAGUUUAGAUUUUUUGAAAGGGAAGUCUGUAUGUUUAAAAGCAUGAGACGUUGAAAGCAUGGUUUACCCUCUCAGAAUUUCAGUUGUGAAGCUGUAUUGACUUGCGGUAUUGAGAAAUACAUGGCUCAAAUACAUAUUUACAGUAAUUUGGGUUUUGUUCCUUGUUUUAAUGGUGAAUGAAAGUAAUGUGUGUAUAUGUAAUGUGUAAAAAAGUACACAAGUAUUGUAUGUGGGUAUUUUUUAUUCCCACAUGUGUGAUUGUUUUGGUUCAAGUGCAUGAAAUGGAAGUAAUUAGUGAUUAAUGGCUUUAGCAAAGUUUAGAUAGAUGGAAUGAUGGAACUGAUUGUUUAUGUGGUCUUGGUGUGUGGUGUGAAGUUUGUGCAACAUUUGAGCUGUAGACAUAGCGUCCCUCAGCUGGUCUGCAGUUAACUUUUUAUACCUUUUUUAUGUCCAACGCUUCACGAACUGCUCUUGUUUUUUUUGUUGGUUUUUUUUUUUUAAAGCAAGUCGGAAGGUUUUCACAUAGAUUGCCUUAGAUUUCCAAGGAUUUAUAAUGGUGUUUUUUCAUAUUUUUCUCUUGUCAUAUAGCUUUAAUGCAAAAUGUCACUCCUGAAGGUCUGGCCGAUUGACACUCCUUUAUAUCAAAGUGUCAGCCUUAUCUCGUUAAAUUGCGUGUCUGUUGCGACAACUUUGCAAAAUGUCAUUACGUUGUUCGUUACACGUAUCGCGGCAAUUCCGAGGUGAAAUCAAAAGCAAAUGUAACAUUAAAAAAGCAAUUGCUGAAGCAACCAUGUCAUUUUGUGGCGCUUAUGUAACAUUUCGGCUCAAGACUCACUUUUGGCUCUGCAGGACUCUUAUCCCAAUUUUUUUUUCAUCGCAAAUGCAACACUCUUUGAGUUGAGCAACCACCGUACAUCUUUCUUGCACUUGAACAAGCUUGUAAAUGUAGUUGGUUAUGUAAUACAAAUCAAUGUUAAAAUGUAUCGCCUUACAAGACAAGUGUUUAGAUGUCAUAAGAUAGCAUUGUGUGAGGAACAGGGCGAAAAGUACAUUUACUUAUGAUUAGUGUGAAAGUUAAAAAUAGUCCUUGUAGUGCCUCUAGUGUUUAUUUCACCAGGAAAUUGAUGCGAUAAGUACAAUGAGCCAUGUAAGAUCAUUUUACAUAAAUGUAGGUAACGUGAUUCUAUGAGACUAGGUUGCAAAGUCUGUAUUCAUCAACCUCUUGAAACUACAGGAAACCACUGAUAUAUAGAAAGGGCAACCCUCAAAAGCUUUACGGUAGUUGCAGGGGAGGUCUUUAUUGUCAGUCUUUGUUGUUGCAUUCAGGGCUGGCUUUAUUGUGUAUAUAUUGGUGUACCUGUAUGUAUACAACUAUUUUCUGGGAAGGGAGGUACUCUGAAAUGCAGGGGGAAUGCUUUUUUAAAUUUCUUUAGCUAUGAAGAGGACCCUUUUUGUAUGUCCGUGAGAAAACUGGGGGAUUCUUCACCUGUGAAUGCAGGUUCAGUGGCCUUUUGGCAUGGAAACUUAUUUUACAUAAGCAGAAUUUGUUGCACUAUGUCUGGUGUAGUUCUUCCUGAAUAUUGCUCAGUUUAGAGAACAAGUUAGACUCCAUGGCUUUUCGGUGGAUCUUAUAUCACGUCCAAGAACAUAGAAGAACGUGGUUUUCUAAGCUGAGACUGGUUAGCUGAAUGGAGCAUCCCUGCUGAAAAGACCUAGAUUUCUGGUCACCAACUUAUGUUGAACUUUGGGUGCUGGUCCCCCAGCAUGGGAUGCUGGUGUCCCCACCAGGUUUUUAAACUAGCUUAACCAGCUUCAUCAGAAAGAUGCAUUGCAUUGCAUGCUGAGUGUCAUUUAGAUAAUUUGCCUUGAUAAUUGAUUUAGAAAUGAAUGGUAAAUGUGUUGGAAUUGUACUGGUGAAAGGUUUUGGUGUUUGAGAUGGUAAAACACAAGUGCGAAUAGACAGUGAUCUCUCAGUUUGAUACCUGAAAUGACAACAGUGUUUUUCACUCUGUUUUCCACACAACAGAGUGGAAAAUUACAGUGUAGAUUCUAUGCCGGUAGGUUUGUUUACACUUGGAGGAAAUGUUGGGCUUGACUGCAGCUCUGGACUCUCAAAUGCGUUGCUAUUUGCUGGGCAUUUCAUCAAAUCCUCAUCGCAUAAAGGUGCAGAGAAAAAGCUUUUCAAAUAGAAGCCUUUUUGAUAAACAGAAUGAUGGUUAUGAGAACCUCAGUGAUGAAGAUCCUGAAUAUGCAAAUGAUAAAAUGAUAUGUAAACAAAAUAUGAAAAAGGCAAAACCUUUUUUUUUUUUCUUCUUCUUGUGACAAAGUUUGAGCCAAUCUGUCUCUUAUGCAUUCCUGUCAAUGGGCAGAAAACAUACUGAAGAUUUUAGAAAAUAAAGAAACAUUUUAAAACAUUCUUGUAAUGUUUAUUUUCUUCUAUUUAGAUGUACACUCAGUUUAUAUUUAAGAUAUAUGCAUUUCAAUUAUAUAACAACAUUCCAUCAAACUGAAUUGAGUAAUCAUUAAAUAAUCUACAUUAUUUAAUUUAAAUGUAAUGCAUACAUGUGAAGUAUUUAAUUAUAAUUUCAUUUUAAUAAUUUGUAUUAUGCUUAAUAAUAUGUACCUUUUGUUAAAGAUUACUCAAUCAAUUUUGAUAGAUAUCUGUCUUGUAAUGUAAAUGUGUAAAUUAAAAAUAAGAUUUGUUUCUGAAUAUUUAUUUAUUUAAUUAUUUAUGUAGAUGUUUGUUCAGCCAUUUUUCUCUUGGAGACCUCUUAAAAGUGCUCUAGGUAGUUUAUGUAUGUAUCUAAAUAGGUUUACAGUACGUUUGACAAAUUAAAACUGUCAUAUCAGUGAACUUUAAAAGUCUCUUAACCAGAACAUUACUACUUACUUUGCUGCUCAAUAACUCUCCUAUUAUCAUACACUUUCAGUUAUGGAAUAACUAAAGGCCAAAUAAGCCUUUGAAUAAGGUCAUUUUACAGUGCCAUCGGUAUCUGAAAAACUUUACUUUGCAUGAUGCUACAUCCACACCAAUAGGUGUCAGUAUACAGUCCGAGACCACUGUCAUCAGACAACAAAACAAACAUAUAUGACUAGUGUAACCAUUAGUGCACUUUUAGACUGAAGUUUGGACUAGUAAACAAGAAUUUCAGACUGUGGAAUUGCCCUUGAAUUAUGUAUCAAGUUUGAGAUAGAUUAUCAUUGAGGUUAUGUUGUAGUGAACUUGUGUACUCUACAGUAUAUCUCAUCGACAGAGAUGUGGGUACACUCCGGCUAGCUUCCUGCUUUAACGUGACACUGUGUUCUUUCACUAUUUACUGUAAAUAAAUAACUCACCAGGCCAACAUUUUUUUUUCUUUUACACACACACACACAUACACACACACACAUCUUGGUCUAUGUACGUGCGAUAGCUAGUUUGCUUCAAAACUUGGAGAAAAGUCAACAUGUCCCUUUCAGACAGCAUGACUAAUGUGAUUUCUCAACAUAAUUUGACAACAAAAGGCAGACAAACACACAUGUUUGUACAACAUUCUUAAAUUAUCCUCAGGAUAUCAGAACCAUCUAGACUUAAAGCAUAAAAUUCAGGCUAAUUUGUUGGACACUUCUUUUAUUACUUUCAGUCAUGUUUUAUUGAUGUCAGGUUAUAAAAUUAAAAUAGCGAUGAAUGAGGCGUAAAAGUAAGCUCAUGGUUUGCAGACUCUACAGCUCU
Messenger RNA from Myxocyprinus asiaticus (Chinese sucker), 10031 nucleotides. It is a transcript of the gene eml4, whose product is annotated as echinoderm microtubule-associated protein-like 4. Bases 206 to 3298 code for a protein of 1030 amino acids. NCBI's taxonomy places the organism in Eukaryota, Metazoa, Chordata, Actinopteri, Cypriniformes, Catostomidae. Gene Ontology annotation, biological process: microtubule cytoskeleton organization. Gene Ontology annotation, cellular component: mitotic spindle. Gene Ontology annotation, molecular function: microtubule binding. The transcript is spliced from 24 exons. The record is from RefSeq and is a predicted model, not a curated record.